Molecule: messenger RNA, 666 nt
Organism: Caenorhabditis remanei
Lineage: Eukaryota; Metazoa; Nematoda; Chromadorea; Rhabditida; Rhabditidae
Exons: 3
Coding region: 1-666 (221 amino acids)
Source: RefSeq, a predicted model, not a curated record
AUGUUCAAGUCCCUUGUCUUUGUAUCCUUCCUGGCUGUCGCCUUGGCGUCUCCAAUCGAUUCCGGCUAUGUUUCAACUAUCGAGGAGAUGUUCAACCCGGAGAAUGAGUCAGCAGUCUGUAAGGAGGAGUCCGAGAAGUUCAAGCAGUGCUUCGAGGUUCUUAAAGAGGAAGCCCAACAAUACUCCGACGAGCCAAGAUUUCCCACCCGCGAGGAAAUCAAUCAAUCAAUUGUUGAAAUCCGUCAAGCUGUGGAAUGCGCUGGAGAGGUCACUUGCAAAAAAUUGAAGUUGACAGUUUACAUCAUGGAGACUGCCGCCUACGCUAUGGAGCAAAUCUUCGGGGAAGGAUAUUCCUGUUUGGAUGAGCAAAAUCUGAAAGCCGGACUUGUAUUCUGUUUCCAAUCUGAAGCUCGUAUGGAGGAAGUUCAAGCUGGAGGAAUCGAAGCAUUGGCCAGUAAAAUGAAGCCAAUUGCCAAGUGUAUUACUGGAUGGCAGGACUGUGAAACCAAGGAGAAGAACGCUUUCUACAAAGGAGCAAUGGCGCUUGCGGAUUUUGCGGAAGUCGCCAUGAAGGUUGCUCAUGGUGUACAAACCAAGCAACUUGGAUAUAUCGAGACUUUCGAUAAGAAGUUCAAUCGUGCUGAUUUCGAUAAUUUGGAGUUGUAA